Molecule: messenger RNA, 1933 nt
Organism: Engraulis encrasicolus (European anchovy)
Lineage: Eukaryota; Metazoa; Chordata; Actinopteri; Clupeiformes; Engraulidae
Product: L-amino-acid oxidase-like
Exons: 6
Coding region: 82-1668 (528 amino acids)
Biological process (GO): amino acid catabolic process
Molecular function (GO): L-amino-acid oxidase activity
Source: RefSeq, a predicted model, not a curated record
AACAGCCCAGGCUGGGACAAGGACAUUUCCGCUUGUACAGACUAUAGAGACUUCUGGAGGUAAAAUUCUGAAAAGGGCGCUAUGGUGGGGGUGGUGUCGCUUGUGGUUCUCCAGUUCACGCCUAUGGCCACUGCAAAGGAGGAGCUUCCAGACUGUUUGAGGGACAAAGACUACGAUGUGCUUCGGCAGACGGAACUGAGCGGCCUGCCGCCCAUAAAGACGCCACAUCAUGUGGUCAUUGUUGGAGCUGGCAUGGCUGGGCUGACCGCCGCCAAGCUACUGCAGGACGCAGGACACCAGGUGACUAUGAUGGAGGCCAGUGGUCGUGUAGGAGGGCGUGUGGAGACCCACAGGAACCAGGAAGAGGGCUGGUAUGCAGACCUGGGAGCCAUGAGGAUACCCAGUUAUCACAGCAUUGUCCACUUUUACGCUAAGCUGCUGGGGGUUGAGCUGAAGGAGUUCAUCAUGGAGGACCUCAAUACCUUCUAUCUGGUAAAUGGGGUGCUUAAGAGGACAGAAACCGUCAAGGCCAACCCUGACGUCCUCGGCUAUGGUGUACACCAGAGUGAGAAGAUGAAGUCAGCUGAUGACCUGCUGGACCUUGCUUUGAAGAAGGUGCGAGAUGAGGUUGAGGCCCAUGGAUGUAAGGCAGCACUGCAGAAGUAUGACCGCCAUUCCGUGGAAUCAUACUUGAGACAGCAUGGAGGGCUGAGUUUGGAGGCCAUCCGUAUGAUCGGCGAUCUGCUGAACGAGCAGAGUAUGAUGUACACAGCACUCUCCGAGAUGAUCUAUGACCAGAAUGACGUCAACAACAGUGUCACGUACCACGAGGUGGAGGGAGGAUCUGACCGUCUUCCUCACGCCUUCCUCUCAGUCCUUAAUGGCCCCAUCCACCUGAACUCCCCGGUCACCUCCAUCCACCAUUCUGCUGACGGCGUCACCGUGUCAUAUGGUCACGGCCCGCAGUGCUCCCUGACAGAUGUGGCUGCGGAUGCCGUGCUGGUCACAACCACGGCCAAAGCUGCUCUCUACAUGGACUUCCAGCCGCCCCUCUCCACUGCCAAGAUGGCCGCCAUGCGCUCGGUCCACUACGACAGCUCGACCAAGAUCCUGCUCACGUUCCAUCGGCGCUUCUGGGAGGACGAUGGCAUCCGUGGUGGCAAGAGUGUCACUGACCGGCCGUGUCGCUUCAUCUACUACCCCAGUCAUGGUUUCCCAGGUAACGACAGCGUGGGUGUGCUCCUGGCGUCCUACACGUGGUCGGACGACUCGCUGCUGUUCCUGGGUGUGAGGGACGAGGAGCUGCAGGAGCUGGCACUGCGAGACCUGGCGCUCAUCCACCCGCGUCACGACGUACGGGCGCUCUGCACGGGCGUGUUGGUCAAGCGCUGGAGCGCCGACCCUUACAGUCGUGGAGCCUUCGCUCUCUUCACACCCUACCAGCACCUCCAUUAUGCCAACGACCUCUUCAGGCCUGAGGGGAAGGUGCACUUCGCCGGGGAGCACACUGCCCUGCCGCACGCCUGGAUAGAGACGGCCAUGAAGUCAGCCAUUAGAGCGGCCAUCAACAUCAACAACGCUGCACUGGAGUCCAGCACCCCUGCCACUAAUCGCAACACGCCCAGGCUGGACUUAGACUCAGCUGAUAUAGCCAGACAGGAGCUGUAAGAGUGCAUUGCACAGUGGCUAUUGGAUUACGUAACACCUGUGUGUGUUACAGUGUGGUAACAAAUUAUUAAUCCAUUUAUUGUUGUGAAAUGUAUUUUUGACAUUGAGUAAAGUUAUUGCUCUGAAUAACAAAAACAACACAUUUUGUAAUAUUACGUCAUUUUAUUUUAUUGUCACCUGUGUGUUACAACGUGAUAACAAAGAAAUGAAAAUCACAUUGAUUUUUACAACAUUUUGAUACUCAAUAAAAUCAACUACAAAAUGA